AUGACAAGUCUACGUCAAAGGAUUACAAAAGGCAAGAAUACGCCCAAUGAAAAAGAUUCUUCCGAUUCAACGCCAGUUCAGAAUAUCAGUGAACUUGUGAUUGUCAAGCAGAGCGAGGGCCUGAUAAAACCGUCUCGUAAUCCGCGACUUAACUCUCGCCAGUCGUCACGCGACUCAGGCACGUCUUCCAACGAUGGUCCAACCCAGCCGUUGAUGCCGCUGCAUCAACGCGGCUGUAGUGUCCCGGCCAUCAGUCUUCUGGCCAGUCACAGACUCAUCUCAUCACAACCGGUUACCCCGCAGGUGCAAGCCAUUGUCCGUGAUCGGUCGGCAUCCCCGAGGCCUGAAUCGUCUGCUGCCGGGCCUAGUCGACUUCGGGAACCAGACUGCGCCGCUGCCUACGACUUGACUUCCCUGUACACCAGCUCGGAUAGGCAACCCAUGGGUUCGGAGAGCACAAAUGAGUCUCUGGCAGUCAAGGAACUUGUGAGCAUCUCGAAAUAA
Molecule: messenger RNA, 504 nt
Organism: Protopolystoma xenopodis
Lineage: Eukaryota; Metazoa; Platyhelminthes; Monogenea; Polystomatidea; Polystomatidae
Source: the annotation of a GenBank genome assembly